Linum trigynum is the source of this 1689-nucleotide messenger RNA. Lineage: Eukaryota; Viridiplantae; Streptophyta; Magnoliopsida; Malpighiales; Linaceae. The record is from the annotation of a GenBank genome assembly.
UAAUGUUAUCUUAUGCUCUCAACUAAACUCUCUCAUUCAAUACUACACGACCCUCAAUCACUAAUCUAUUGUUUUUACAUAACAUCAAAAAAUAAACACUAGUAUUAGUCUUCUCUAAGCCUCCAAUUCAUCAAAUUAAAGAUUACCAAUGACAAAAACUUGAGAUGUCACCUCUCCUCCAUUCUCCUUAUCCAUAUCCUAGCUCUAGCCAAACUCAAGACUCUUGCUUAGUCUCUUUGUCCUAUAUUAAGCAAUCAAAUCUAAUUAAUUUCUUAUUCGAUAAUAUCGAUUGGGAUACCGGAGUACCGAUUGGGAUACCGAAAUAUUUAGGGAUUGGGAUACCGAAAUUAUUUAGGGAUUGGGAUUGGGAUUGAAUUUAGGAUGUAAUUCGGUAUUCGGUGUUUCAGUAUUUGGUAUUGGGAUACCGAUACCGUACCGAUUUCCACCCCUAAUAUUGACGAACGCAAAACCUCUUCCCCCUACUCAGCUUCUCAGCUACCGUUGCCCGCCAAACGGUCAAAGGCAAGAGAAAUGUGGGUAAACGACAUCGUAUUAGCCUCUCCGAACGGUCAAUUAGAGCGAGGAAAUCAGAUAAGUUCCCUUCUUCGCCAUUCUCUGCAGAAAGAAUAAGAAGAGUAGCAGCUGGGUUGGGGGAAAAAACUAAAAAAGGGGAAAAAAUUCAGAAAAAGGUUCAAAAGCGGCGCCUUUCAUCGUCCACCUCGCCAAUUCUGCGCGAACACUCUUCACACUGCUGCGGGUGUUUGUGGCGGCAGACCCAGCUCGUGUUGGCGAGUAGUUUUGUUGCAGGUGCUAACUCUCUUUCCGUCCUCCUAAAAUUGCUGGUUUCUUUUGAGGCCGAGGGUAUUCGAUCUUUAUGUCCCCUUUAAUUCAAUGGGUUUCAAAGGUAGGGAAUGGAGUGUUUUCCGGUGUUGGGUUAUUUGUUGUUACUUGUUUGCCGAUAGAUAAGAGCGAGAAGAUUGGCGUGAAGGACGAAAAGGAACCGAAUUCAUCCUUUCUAGGGUUCUUAUUUUCUGGUUUUGUUGGGACUUGGGAGGGUUCAGAUAUGGAGGCGUCUUCUUCUUCGUCGUCAGUGAUAUCUUCAGAAGACGUUUUGGAAUGUCUGAUGAAUGACGGCACCAUUGAUGCUCUCGGAUUGAAGAUCAUCAAUCAGCUCAAGGCCAAUGAAGAGCUGAAGAAUACAACCAUAAAAAUGGCCGAGCAGAGUAAGGUUUUAAAUACCCAUUCCGCAGAGAAACAGACCAAGAGGGAACUAUUCGAUGCACUUCGACAAGAACUUGAGGACAAAGAGAACAAGGAAGAGACAGAGAAAGAAGAGGAGUUAACGAUAGCAAGUAUGAAGGAGAAAUCUUUGUUGAAACAUCCGAAGAAAAGGCACACCGAAGUGAACAUGGAGAAAGGUGGCGCCGCUAAUGAAGUUGCAAGAAAAUCAGUUGAUGAUCGAUCGAGUAAAUCUCCCCAUUCAAAGACUUUGAACCUUUCUUAGAGUAGAAUGAGAUCAUUUAUAAGAACAGAGAAUUUAUUGAUUUGGUACCUUCGCUUUCAUUGAACGUUUUUUACAAUCAUAGUUUUUAAAGCCUUUCUGCAGAGAGUUUAGUUUACUUCUCAAGUGCAAACUUAUGAGUUGAAAGAUAAUUUGUUAACAUGUUGGAAUGAAAUUCAAUUUGAGCC